Messenger RNA from Jaculus jaculus (lesser Egyptian jerboa), 910 nucleotides. RefSeq names its product Y-box-binding protein 1-like. Bases 356 to 679 code for a protein of 107 amino acids. The record is from RefSeq and is a predicted model, not a curated record. The transcript has a single exon. Lineage: Eukaryota; Metazoa; Chordata; Mammalia; Rodentia; Dipodidae.
AAGCACCUUCGCAGUGCAGGAGAUGGAGAGACUGUGCAGUCUGAUGUUGUCUAAGGAGAAAAGGGUGCAGAGGCAGCAAAUGCUGCAGGCCUGGUGGAGGUCCAGUUCAAGGCAGUAAAUAUGCAGCAGACCAUAACCAUUAUAGAUGCUGUCCACAUCGCAGGGGUCCUCCACGCAGUUACCAGUAGAAUUACCGGAAUAGUGAGAGUGGGGGAAAGGAUGAAGGAUGGAGAGUGCUCCUGAAGGACAGGCCCAACGAAGCCGGCCCUACCGCAGGGAAGGCUCCCACCUGACCACGUGAGAGGCCCUAUGGGCACGGACCACAGUAUUCCAACCUCCUGUGCAGGGAGAAGAGAUGGAGGGUGCUGACAACCAGGGUGCAGGAGAGCAAGGUGGACCAGUGAGACAGAAUAUGUAUCGGGGCUAUAGACCACAAUUCCGCAGGGGUCCUCCUCGCCAAAGACAGCCCAGAGAGGAUGGCAAUGAAGAGGACAAGGAAAAUCAAGGAGAUGACACCCGAGAUCAGCAGCCAGCUCAACAUCGGUGCCGCCACAACUUCAAUUACCGACACAGACGCCCAGGGAACCCUAAACCACAAGAUGGCAAAGAGACAAAAGCAGCCGAUCCACCAGCUGAAAAUUGGUCCAAUCCCGAGGCUGAGCAGGGCGGGGCUGAGUAAAUGCGGCUGACCAUCUUUACCAUCAUCCAGUUUAGUCAUCCAACAAGAAGAAAUGAAUAUGAAAUUCCAGCAAUAAGAAAUGAACAAAAGAUUGGAGCUGAAGACCUUAAGUGCUUGCUUUUUGCCCAUUGACCAGAUAAACUAGAACUAUCUACAUUGAUUAUGCAGCAUGGGGUUUUUAUUAUUUUUACCUAAAGAUGUCUCUGUUUUGGUAAUGACAAACGUGUUUUU